Molecule: messenger RNA, 3820 nt
Organism: Notothenia coriiceps (black rockcod)
Lineage: Eukaryota; Metazoa; Chordata; Actinopteri; Perciformes; Nototheniidae
Gene: add3b
Product: adducin 3 (gamma) b
Exons: 15
Coding region: 262-2346 (694 amino acids)
Biological process (GO): barbed-end actin filament capping
Cellular component (GO): cytoskeleton; postsynaptic density; plasma membrane
Molecular function (GO): actin filament binding
Source: RefSeq, a predicted model, not a curated record
UCCUCUGACAAGUUUCCUUGCUUUCCUGUGAGAAUAGGCAGCCGCCGUCAUUGAGGAGCUGAGGGAGUUCAGGAGAUCAGAGGCAAGCAGCAGUUGCCUCUCUUCUGGGAAACCAGAUGACCCUCUUCAAAGUGAUAAUGUAAACAGCUAGUAACUGUUGGAACCGUGGGAGUUUGAAGUAAAACCUGAAGAAUUCUCCUGCAGGAUAAAGUGUAAAAGCAACCAGCACUAUCCCAGAGGAAGAAUAGGGGCAGUGAAGACAUGAGUCUGGUGGAGGUGAGGCAGAUGGCGGGGUCCCUCACCCUGUCCCUGUCCAGCAACGACCCCAAGGAGCGAUACUUUGACCGCAUGGACGAGAAUGACCCUGAGUAUCUCCGCAGCAAGAUGAUGUCGCCCGACCUGAAGCAGGAUUUCAACAUGAUGGAGCAGAAGAAGAGGGUCACCCAAAUCCUGCAGAGUCCGGUGUUUAAAGAUGAGUUGGAAGGCCUGAUUCAGGACCAUGUGACAAAGGGCACCAGCACUACAGGUCUCCUGGCUCUGAGACAGAUUGCUGACCUGGUCAUGUCAAGUACCUUGGGAGGGGUAGGCCCCCUGACUUCACCCAACAGUGUUGGGACGGUGACUCCAGUCAAUGACUUGUAUGGCAUCGAGUCCCCCUCCUAUGUCAAAGGGGAGAAAAUGAGUCGCUGCAGACUGGCCAGCCUCUACAGGCUUGUUGACCUCUUCAGCUGGGCCCGUUUUACGACCUCUUACAUUACUGUGCGUAUCAGUAAAGAGCAAGACCAUGUUCUUAUUAGUCCAAGAGGUCUGUCUUUCGCUGAGGUGACGGCGGCAAAUUUGGUGAAAGUGAACAUAAUUGGUGAGGUGGUGGACCAGGGUUCCACUAAUCUGGGUAUUGACCUCUUUGGCUUUGCUCCUCAUGCUGCCAUUUACUCGAUGCGCCCUGAUGUGAGAUGUGUAAUCCACAUACACACCCCCGCUACAGCUGCUGUGUCCUCGAUGAAAUGUGCAAUCCUGCCCAUUUCCCAGGAGGCUUUGCUUCUCGGAGACGUGAGCUGCUUUGGUUUCCAUGGCAGCCUUGAUAAUAAAGAGGAGAAGGUGGAGUUUCAGAAAGCUCUGGGCCCAACUGCCAAGGUGUUGAUCCUGAGGAACCAUGGCCUGAUCGCUUUAGGGGAAACAGUUGAAGAGGCUUUUCACUACAUGUACCACUCACAGCAAGCGUGUGAAAUCCAGGUGAAUGCUAUGGGGUGUUCAGGCGGCGUGGAUAAUCUCGUUCUCCUGGACAGAGAGAAGUUCAAACCCCUGACUCAGGGCGCGUUCGCUGCCGGGUUAGUGAUGGACAAUGAGGUCAAGUGGAAAGUGGGCGAGGCCGAACUUGAGUCCCUCAUGAGGAUGCUGGACAACCUGGGAUACAGAACAGGCUACUCGUACAGGAACCCCAUCGUCCGUGAAAAACCUCGCUCUAAGAACGAUGUGGAGAUCCCCGCCACGGUGUCCGCGGCCCCCCCGGAGGACGGUGAGCUGGGUCUGCGUAGCCCCUUCAAGUUUAUGGCCCAGAAACAGCAGAGAGAGAGGACCCGGUGGCUCAACUCGCCCAACAGCUACUUGAGGGUCGAUGUUCCUGAACACUCACCCAGCGGGGACGUCAGCCCCAGAACCAGGACCAUGUGGAUGAAGUCUUCAGAGCCAGGCAAUAACAUUGGCACACCAAUAAAGAUCGAGGACCCAAACCAGUUUGUCCCUCUCAACACUAAUCCCACAGAGGUUUUGGAUAAGAGGAACCGGAUUAAAGAACAGCACAGAGGUGACCUGAUGACUUCCGGACCAAAGUCUCAGCUACUAGCAGGCAUUGUUGUAGACACCGUAAAAGGACCAGCUUUCAUCAUCGAGGACGAAGAGCAGACUCGCUCUCUUCCCCCCAACCCUUUCAAUGAGCUCACAGAGAAGAUGCUGGAGGAAUACAAGAGCCUGGUGGAAAGAAAGCAGCUAGGCCAAGAAGAAGAUGAUGAUGCCACUGAUGCGGAAGAGAUGACCACCUUUGAUGGCUCUACUAUCUCCCUCUCCCUCUCUCCAUUAAUGACGCCGAUUAAACAAGACAUAAUACCCAAUGGGAAAGACCACUUAGAUGAGACGGACGAGGAUCUGAGCAUUGAGGUAUCAAAGCUGAGUGUGAGCACUUCAGAAACGGUGGAAAUCUCCAUUACAUCGAAUGAGAAGACAGGUGAGGCUCAGACCCCGGAGAGCCAAACCAAGUCCCCCAAGAAGAAGAAAAAUAAGUUCCGCACACCUUCGUUCAUGAGAAAGAGUAAGAAAAAGAAGGAUGAGAAAGAAAAAGCAGAAGCCUGAGGGGAGCAACUGUAAAAAACAAAACAAUAAUAAGUGUUUUGCUAGGAAAACAUCAGAAUUGCCUUCUUAAUUUGCAGCUUGUUGAAGGAAAGUGAAAUAAGAGGAAAUACUUUAAUUUAGUCAGCUUGUCUCCAAGGACUGUGUUGUUUUUACACAGCUUCCUACAUUCACAGCUAUUAUUUCAUGUGAAAAUGAUUCCGAGAAGUGCCAGCAGAUGGUAAUGUGGACGUGUUUUUAUCCUGCGAGAAUUUGAUAUUGAUCACUCCUGAAGGGCUCAGUAAAAUGAAAUCAAAUGAAAAGUGAACAUAAAACUGCAUAUUUGUAGUCUUUAUUACCCAUAUUUUUAAUGGGGUUUCAAAAUGGAAAUCAAAGGUUAUGAAAAUAUCAGAUUACAGUUACGUAUUUGUGAUAUCUUUUUGCACAAAUUCAUUGUUGAAUGUAUACUGAAAGCUAAGGAAAUUGUUUAACAAUUUAAAAAUGUAACAAUCACACAGGUAGUGUAACAAUGGCUAAGCAUAACAAGGUUUUACAACAUUCAGCCUCUUCAAAAGUACGAUUUGUAUCUGAAUCUAGUCAAAGUUAUGCUAUCUUGUAAUAAUAUAUGUUGAUUUAUAUUAUAGGUAUUACAAUAUAGUGUUUGAUAGUUAAAUACAUGAUUUUAUAGUCUUUAAAUAUUUACUUUACCUACUAACUCUUAUACUAAACAUGCUGUAAUUGGUAAUUCUGUAAUAUUUCAUAUUGUUGACGUCAGUGGUAUUGUUCCCAUGGUUGCUGCUUUAUCGUAAUUGUGACAAGGAAUGGACUGACUAACAGAAAGAGCCCAGUAAAGUGAGGAAUGUUGCGUAUUGAUGUUUUUGGGUGACAAGGUUUGACAUAUACAGAAUUGAAAGAACAUCAAUGCUUGUUUGGACGUUGACAAUGAAAGUGCCAAGCCUGAAUGGCAGGAAGUUGAAAGUGAUGGACGUUUUGCUCCAUAGUGUCAGUUGAUGGCUGUAUGCUGUGGAACGCUUGUCUUCAUCGCCACUGUUAGUGUGAUAUAAAGUAUAUUAGAGGAUUACAUAUUUACAUCCCAGUCAAUAAUGUGAAUGAUUUGUUUUGACCCAAAGGGCGUGAACUCUUUGCCUUUGUAAAUAGUUUGUAUUUGUGAAGUUAUUUUGUUAAGCUAAACCAAAUGUUAAACAAUGAAACUUAGAAAUGUGACAGUACAAUCUAAUAACACUAUUUUAACACGUCUUUUAUGGUAUUUUUUAUUCACCCUUAUUAAGCUCCCCAUUUAGUGAACAUGCACAGCGCACUGUGUUUACAAAUUGUAUUUACUUAUGUAAUGUGCUUGUAUUUUCCUGCAUUGUUUACACAGCUAUCUGUAUCGCCUGGGUUUUCUCCAUGGGGCUUUACAUUACAGUCACUGUUGAAGUCAGUCUUUCUAAAAUGGCCUCCCACCUGAUGUAAUAAAAGCUCAGAUAUGUUUCGAUAA